UGGGUGAAUGGGAUGCCAUGGCUGGGCACAUGAGCGGGCACAACACACAAUGUGUGGUCUCGCACAAUCGACAAUGGGCCGCCUGCGGCCUCGCUCAAUGGGGCCGUAUACCGGCCGCCAUGUCGCUCUCCCAAACAAACAACCUGCUGUAUCAUGAUGAAUAGCGGGCAGUCACAACAAAGAGAGCCGGCCGCCGGGUGGACAGCCAGCUGGCCCGACCUGAGCGGCCUCGUGUGCGGAGAGGGAGGAUAUAUCACACCACGGAAGGGCACUUUGCAUUCCGUCUGCCCUCUCCCAUCCCUCGCUCGCUCACGACAGCCUGAGAAGCAUCUCACAAUCACACAUUUUCCCUCCACCGUCGGCCGCGUUGUGGAUUUAUGCCACCAGCCCCGUCGCUGCGGAUCUCUUUCUCCUUCUGCACAAACCCGUCAACUCCAUAGCCGUCAUCACCAUCUUCAAAGUGCCACCCGCCGCGACAGAUCCGGCGCAUCGAGUCUGGUAGUUAAAAAAGCUCCUGGUCGUUCUGCUGGCCGCACACCCCCCAAAGACGCAUCCCAUCGUCGUCGUCGCCCAUCCGCCAUCCACCAUCCACCCGCACGCGGAUCCCUGCCCUGCUUGCACCGAAUUUCCCCAGCCGAGAGACAGAACACGCUACGACACGACACAGCUGGCACAAACUGACCCAGCCCCUUCCCCUCCCAAUCCCAAGCCCAAGUCCAAGCAGCCCAAGCCCAAGCACCAACCCCCCC
Molecule: messenger RNA, 749 nt
Organism: Ilyonectria robusta
Lineage: Eukaryota; Fungi; Ascomycota; Sordariomycetes; Hypocreales; Nectriaceae
Exons: 2
Coding region: 154-681 (175 amino acids)
Source: RefSeq, a predicted model, not a curated record